Molecule: messenger RNA, 507 nt
Organism: Glycine soja
Lineage: Eukaryota; Viridiplantae; Streptophyta; Magnoliopsida; Fabales; Fabaceae
Product: extensin-2-like
Exons: 1
Coding region: 1-507 (168 amino acids)
Source: RefSeq, a predicted model, not a curated record
AUGGGAACCAGAGUGUGGUGUUGUUUCAUGAUGUUCUUCCUCUCUCUCAAUGCUCUUGCAAUAGCAUUGGAAGAUCACAACCUCAAAACGACGUCCAGGGAUGACAUCAAGUGCACCCCAUGUGGCCAAGUUCCCUCCCCGCCGCCACCCUCUCCGCCGCCGCCAGCAGCUCCAACCACCACCUACUGCCCUCCGCCUCCGUCGCCUCCAAGCUCCGGCGGUGGUGGUGCUUACUAUUACUCUCCGCCGCCACCCUCUCAAUAUAUCUACUCUUCUCCCCCGCCGCCGGCGUCCACCGGCGGCGGCGGCGGCGGUGGUGGCGGCGUUUACUACUACCCACCGCCGAGAGGGUACUACCCAACGCCGCCGCCUCCCAACCCAAUUGUGCCUUAUUUCCCGUUUUACUACCAUACCCCUCCGCCGCCUUCCACGGCGGCGCCUCCGCCGGUGAAAGGCUCGUUGAUCUGUGCAAUUUCGUUCUUAACUCUUUUUAUUGCAUUUCUUUAA